Aaosphaeria arxii CBS 175.79 is the source of this 1501-nucleotide messenger RNA. RefSeq lists its product as uncharacterized. The record is from RefSeq and is a predicted model, not a curated record. The coding region runs from base 256 to 1431 and encodes 391 amino acids. The transcript has a single exon. NCBI's taxonomy places the organism in Eukaryota, Fungi, Ascomycota, Dothideomycetes, Pleosporales.
GUACGCCAGGCACCGACCACACAUCAACAUCUUCGUCAACCGCAUUUGCAAUAGCUUAACUUCCUUCCAUACCAAUCUCGUGAUAGCAUUGACUCGUUAGGUAGAUAAGAAUACACAUAACUCCGGCUCCCCUCCACACUUUUGCUCAGCUUGAUCAAACCAGUUCCAUCUCAAUCAUCUUCCACUAACUGGAGCUCUCAACAUCGAUUGUCCAACUAACUACUUCAUACUUCUGCAAUCAGAAAGAUUUGAAUAAUGGCGCCUGGAUUACGAAGCGACAGUGCUCGCAAAGGGAAACAGACAAGAGCUAGUACAAGGACUCCUAUCCGCAAAACUUCCCCUGCAGCGAAGAAGAGAAAGACUACAGCAAAGCAGCUUCCCAACAAAGACCUCGAAACACUUCAAUCAAAAACACAACCUCCAUCUUCAUCGCCUCCACAACCCAAAAACCCCCAGGCAUGCCUCCUCGGUCUACCAUGUGAACUACGACUCGAAAUCUACAAGUACGUCUUCGACUCCAGCCUUAUCCACGUCCACCGACACGCCCCAUCCCACGAAGACGAAGACAUCGCCGUAGACGAAAAGUACACCGGCCCCGAAUUCACCUGGACGCCCUGCCGGGAAGUGAACCCGCGCUCUUCUCUCCUGUGCCUCAACCCCAAAUGGUCCGGCCUCUGCCCCGAAUCCUCACGCUGCACCUACCGCCCCCGCAAGCCCACCAUACCCACGGGCUUCGCCGCCCUCACCUGGACCUGCCGCGCCAUCCAGCACGAAGCCCGCGAGUUCUUCCUCCGCAGCACGACCGUCUCCAUCCACCUCACCCACCUCACCCGCUUCCUCACCUUCAUGUCCUCCCACGCGCCCAAGCAACUCGUCCUGAUCCGACGCGUCACACUGACCGGCCCGGAACACUGGGACCACAACUGGGUGUUCCGGACCGCCUUCACGGACCUCAAGUCCCACCUCCCGCACCUCGAAGCCGUCGGCUACCAAGGCCAGGUCUCAAAGUGGACGAUGCGGCCCACGAGGGCUCUCGCCAGCAGCGCCAUACGCCCGCAACCCAUGGCCCUCUGGCGCACCUGGGCGAUGGUAAAUCGCUUCACGGUGUUCGACCGGCGCGUCAGCAUCGCGAUCGAGGGGCUCACGUAUCAUCGCCCGACGCGGUGGAACAACGGCCCUGAGAAGGAGGAGCACUUCGUGUAUCGCGUGUAUCGCGACGGGCGGGACGACGUCGAGGGCGGCGGCCGCGAGAUCCCGUUCGGCCACGCGAUGUCGGCUGCGCAUUUGCUGUACGGGACAGAGGUGAAGGGGCCCGGGUGGACGGAUGAGGAUGUGGAGGUUGAGGUGCAGGAGCCGGGGCUUGUGGAGGGGAAGCGAAAUGCGAAGUGGAGGCAGUGGUGGCGGGAGAAGAGGUUGAAGGCGUUUUAUUGAGCGGUGGUCGUGGUGCGCACGCAGUCAGUUUGUCACCCAGCACGGGAAGUAGAGUAAUUAUAUAUGCAAU